AGUAUUACAGUUAUAGUAACACAUGGUAGGAUUACUGGGAAACAAAGUUAACCUCUCCCCUUCUGAAGCCAUUAUAUCAGGAGCGUUAAGUGGUGUAACUACCCGGGCAGUUAUCUCUCCUUUUGAUGUUGUUAAGAUACGAUUACAACUCCAUGUUGGAAAGAAGCAGGGGGGAAGGAACACGGGACUGGUAAAUGCUGUGUCCACCAUCUUCCGAGAAGAGGGAGUCCGGGCAUUCUGGAAAGGGCACACCGCCUCCCAGCUACUAUCAGUAGUGUACGGAGCUGUACAGUUCGGAAUGUUCACUAAAGUUAGUCACGUGAUAGAGGAACUCUAUCCUGGCCGCUCUCCUGAUACUCAACCUCUUGUUAGUUUUGUAUCAGGAGGAGUAGCGGGGACGGCGGGUAGCUUCUUCUCGCAGCCUCUUGACUUAGUGAGAACGAGAAUGGUUAUGCAGCGCCACCAACUUACGUACACGAGUACAGGGGAAGCAUUUCUCAGUAUCCUCCAGAAGGAGGGAUUUAGAGGUUUCUACAGAGGUUUAAUACCUAAUCUCCUGCAAGUGGUACCUAGUGCUUCCCUACAGUUCGGGGCUUAUAGUUCUUGUAUACUCCUCUAUACCAAGGUGCAAGCUAUCGAAAAGGAGCGUUUAUCGAACAAAGAGAGUUUCCUUUUUGGAGCAGUUUCUGGUGUGUUCGCCAAGUGUGCAGUCCUUCCCUUUGACGUUACCAAGAAACGAUUACAGGUACAAGGAUUUAGAAAGGUGAUACAAGAGGGAGGGUUAGAAAGUGUACCAGUUUACAAGGGACUUGUUCAUUGUGUUACAACAGUGUACAAACACGAGGGUAUACUCGGCUUCUACAAGGGUGCUUUGCCUAGCUUACUAAAGGCGUUUGUCUCUACUGGUACCACCUUUAUGACGUUCAACUUCUUUUCUGGGCUUGUCACAGCCUCCAGGACAUACAGAAACGGUCUGAGCUAAUUAGUAUACUUGAUAGGGACUUUGGUAGGAAACUAGUUUAUUUAUUAUCAACUAAAAAUUACGAGAAACUAAAAUGACAGUUCAUUACUUAAAUUAAUCAUACACAACAACAUCCCUAGCUGAAGACGAAUUACAUAAUAUGUAUUGUGAAAGCUCCUGCUAAAACAAACUUUUCGUAUCUCUCUUAUAUGUUUAAACAAAUCCCACUUCAUGCUCCUUCAUAAUAUUUACUAUCAUAAUAUUUACUAUCACGUGUUUACUACCCCUUUCAUGAUUCAUUACCUUAUAUUUGCGUACUCUUUUUUGUUACCCGGUUGGAAAUUUAAUUUAUAGCUAAAAUAGCUAAAAAUAGGACCGAAAGUUUAUUUUAUCUUUUUUAUUGUGACUGUGUUUGUACUAGUAUUUUGAUCUAAAUUAUUAUAAGAAAUGAAAUAUUCGCAUAUCAGUCAGGUUAGGGGAAAGGUUUUGGAAAAGCUAACAGUAACUUAUACUCAAUAGCUAUGACGUAUAAAAUGGUUUACGAAGGGCUGAGGGAGAGGUUCUAAAAUAGUAAACAUCUGGCUUGAUUAAUAUGUUUACAUUAUCAUAAGAUAUGCGAAUGAUUCAUGAUAAGUUUUGUUAAUUUAUUUCUAGGAGAAGUUUAUUUUAAAUAUUAACCGUGAAAGUUUGUUUUCAGUAAGUGAUGUUUUGAUUUAAGUGUUAACCCAU
This is a messenger RNA of Bolinopsis microptera, 1690 nucleotides long. Its product is annotated as mitochondrial thiamine pyrophosphate carrier-like. Lineage: Eukaryota; Metazoa; Ctenophora; Tentaculata; Lobata; Bolinopsidae. Gene Ontology annotation, molecular function: folic acid transmembrane transporter activity; FAD transmembrane transporter activity. The record is from RefSeq and is a predicted model, not a curated record. Gene Ontology annotation, biological process: nucleotide transport; folate import into mitochondrion. The transcript has 9 exons. Bases 23 to 982 code for a protein of 319 amino acids.